This is a messenger RNA of Galleria mellonella (greater wax moth), 3343 nucleotides long. Its product is annotated as facilitated trehalose transporter Tret1-like. The record is from RefSeq and is a predicted model, not a curated record. Bases 468 to 1883 code for a protein of 471 amino acids. Gene Ontology annotation, molecular function: transmembrane transporter activity. Lineage: Eukaryota; Metazoa; Arthropoda; Insecta; Lepidoptera; Pyralidae. Gene Ontology annotation, biological process: transmembrane transport. The transcript has 8 exons. Gene Ontology annotation, cellular component: membrane.
AAUAAACAUGUGUCGUGUUAAUAUUUUUUUUUUCGGUUUUGUGAUCUCGCCCUCAAUUUGGGACUAAUUUAACUAGAGUUAAUACUCAUAACCAUUUGGAUAAGUUACCGGCCGGCGGUAGUUUUAGUUAUAAUAAAUUAGUCUUCUGAUAAAAAAAACUAAAGUUAUAAGUAUUUAAAAUUUUAGUGUUUACUUAUAGGUUUAUCUAUAAUGUUGUUAUUCUGCAAAUUUCGUAUGUAUUGUACCUGCCUUCACAUCACUGAAUAUAGCUCAACAACAAAAUAAACAAUUCAGUGAGACAUUCAGUUCAUUCCGUGUUAGUACCUAUUGAUAAGAGACAGUCGUAGUUGUUCAUACUCGUGUUUAAUAAUACCUUCAAUAAACAAGGGUAUUCACGUCAAAUAGUCUAGACUAUGUUGAUAUUUACGUAGAUGGAUUUAACUUUCUUCUUCUAUAAAAAAUAAAACAUGAGUGAGAAAAAUAAUAGAAAAGUGCAAUAUUUGGCUGGCCUCUGUGCAUCAUUGACAUUCACGUUUACUGGUGCCACGCUGGGAUGGGCCUCUCCCGCAAUUCCAAAGUUCAAAAGCGGCGAAGCUAAUUUAGAAAUUACUGAUGCGCAAACAUCAUGGGUAGUGUCACUGCUGUCUGUGGGUGCGCUAUUUGGUUGCUAUAUGGGCCAAGUACUGAACGAGAGCGUUGGCCGACGCCGCACUAUACUAAUCUCAGCUGUUCCUGGUCUUCUGGGAGCGAUUAUAAUAUUAUUAACAAAAUGGCCAGAACUCAUGUAUGUGGGGAGAUUCAUGUAUGGCUUAACAACUGGCAGUCUGGCUGUGGUAGUAAUGAUUUAUGUAACAGAGAUAGCAGAUAAAGAGAUAAGAGGUGCCCUCGGAAUGUUAAUUCAAGUCAUGAACAACUUAGGAGGUCUCAUUAUGUACGGAGUAGGACCAUUCGUGUCUUAUACAGUACUAAAUUCUAUAAUAUUAACCAUACCAAUAACGUAUGCAUUAUGUUGUGCCUGGAUACCCGAGUCGCCCUACUAUCAUUUGAAAAACGAAAGAAUUGACGCUGCAAGGAAAGAAUUCAUGUUCUUAAAAGGAAGAAAAGAUGAAAAGUGGAUAGACGAGCAGUUGGGAAUAAUGCGUGCCCACGUUAGGGAAAGCAUGGAGAAUAAGACAACGGUUAAGGAAUUGUUGACCAAUAUGAAGUAUAGGAAGGCACUGUAUAUAGUAGCAGGUUUGAAAAUAGUACAAUAUAUGACUGGUGUGUUCGUCAUACAGUCAUAUCUUGAAGUGAUAUUUAGGCAGAGCAGUUCCAUCUCUGGUCCACAUGUCAGCAUUAUCUAUGGAUUCGUGCAAUUUGGAGCUGGUAUAGGCGCCACGUUUCUAAGUCGAUGGUUUGGGCGACGGGUACUCAUGUUGAUAUCAUGCUUGGGCGUAUCUAUGUCCAUGACUGCCAUCGGCCUGUAUUUCUAUUUACAGGAAGCGGUAAAACUUAGCGAAGAAACAAUGAAGUCUUUAUCCCCUUUACCCUUAGUGGGUUUAUUUGGUUUUAACAUAUUAUAUGCAAUGGGCGUUGGUAAUCUACCUUAUGUGAUGCAGGUAGAGCUAUUUCCAGUGAAUGUGAAGGCUGCGGCGUCUAGCUUGGCUACUAUGUUAGCUUGCGUUCUAUGUUUCGCAGUAACAAAGUGUUAUAUGAAUGUGAAAGAGAUAUUCGGGCAUUACACUGUCUUCUGGUCAUUUGCUUUAAUAGGUUACGUUGGUGUGUUAUUUAUAUACUUUUUUGUACCAGAAACUAAGGGUAAAACUUUAGAACAGGUAAUAGAUAAUAUGCAAAAACCUGCCGAGGCACAACCUUUACAGAACAAUUCUGAAGUGAAGAGUUAAUUUGAUUUUAUAUGAGCAGGUAAAUAGAAGAAUAUUGUUCUAUAUAUGUACCGUUAAUACGAAUGAUUGAAUGCGUUUGGUAUUGCAUAUAGUCUGUGAUCUCAGUGCAAAGUUUCAAUAAGCAACCAAUGUGUAUAGACCAAAGAAUUUUUUUUUUACAUAUUUACGAUUCCUUCCUUAUUUAUAUGGCUUUUAAUAUUAGAUACAAUCACAAAUACGUAAUUUUUAAUAACUGAUUAGAGUAAGUAGUAAAUAUAAAAGACCCGAAUGGCACCCGGAAUAAGUAAAUACUAAGUCUCAAUGAUGCGUGUACCUCAACUUGUUUCAAGGCCUACUUUAGUCUUAAACGUCAUUAAAAUGCUGUCACUACUUAGAUUUAAAAUUACAUGGUGAUGAUUUUACUAUAUACUCAUAAUGUUCACAUACUGAAAUCCGGAAACAGAUGCAUUAUGUCAAUUUUCGAAAAUAAUUUAAGAGGAAUCAUUUCAUAUUUUGAAUGAUUCUGAUUGUUUGUUCUAAGAUUUAUGAUGAAAUCAAAUGAUAAACAAAACAAAUUCUGUAUAAAUCUACCAUUACUAAAAAUGCAGCUAUCUACUUAUUUUAAAUGUUUCCAAUUAUAUAAUUUAUUACCCAAAUUCAGUGAUAGUUUCCAAAGAUUUUAUUAUAUAAAAUUUCACAAUAAUUUUUCGAAUUAUUUUGUGUUCAUAAGAUUAAUCUUUUUCUAGAAAGAAUACUAAAUUUUUGUGAUAAUCACGGAAAUUAAUCUUUCAGUUUGAUAUUAUAGUAAAUUAUUAUUAUAAAGAUCAGAAAUUUACAAUAGAAUUCAAUUAGAAAUACCUACAUUUGUCGAUGGUCCGUCAUAUAAAACUUUUUUGUUACAUUACUAAAUUAAAAUUUUAGUUUAGUUUUAAGUUUAGGAUAUGACUAUUCAGAAAUGAUCCCAGUUUAUAAAUGUGUUUAAGAUAGUUGCUAGUAAAUAUUGUCUCGGUAAAUCAAGGUCUACUAGUAUGGGUAAUACACAGUAAUUUUUUUAGAUUUUUUUUUAUCUUCUAAAUUAACAUUAUAAUGGGUUAUGUAUUAUAUUACAAUUUGUCAUUAUAAUGAUAAUAUAUACCAAAAAAGAUGAAUCAGAAAAGAAAAAAAAUUUUUUUUUCAUUAUGUUUACAAAUUAAUUUACCGAUUUUAUUAGUAAACUGAACAUGCAAGUACAUAUAUUUUGCAUUCCAAUUUUUACCCUUAACAGCAUUACGUGUUAAGAUUGGAAGCACCUGUCAAUUUACAGACAAUAUGAUACAACAUUAUCGAUUAUUCACAUCAAUUACUUUCGUGUUGCUAGUAAAAAAAAUAUGCUUUUUAGAACAUGCCAAAAUUUUCAUUUGGCAGGCAACUACUUAAUAUUAGUGUCAUUUUGAUUACUCAGUUGUACUGAAUACAUUACUAUAUUAAAUGUUACAAACUAA